Messenger RNA from Oikopleura dioica, 1290 nucleotides. Lineage: Eukaryota; Metazoa; Chordata; Appendicularia; Copelata; Oikopleuridae. The record is from the annotation of a GenBank genome assembly.
AUGUCGCAUCACAAUCGCCCUCACCAUUCUCGAAAUCAACACAACGGCCAGGGAAAUCGUCAGCACGGGAAUAGAGGAGCUCCGCCAGUUCAUAAGCCGAAUACGAUCACUGUCAGCCAAGCUUUAGAAGACAUUGAGCAGUUCCAAAAUAAAUAUGGAUUCAGCAAUACGGAUAGUAUGCAAGAUCGAAGCAGAGAAUUAAACUAUAAACAGGAAGAAAGUGCUCUGUCAAAUAAAUUUCAAGAAGCGCUUGGGAUUAACCAGGGUCAAAUAAAUGGAUUAGUAAAGCUUCAGCAUGCGGACGCGAUUCGAGCUUUCAUGGAAGAUCCAAAGCGUCACGAAUACGCCGCAUUCAGAACAUUCGAGUUCAUCUUCCGAAUUCCGGAGCAUCUUGAUUUCGACAGAUUGAACAGAGAGAGCACCUCGACAAACGAGAUGCGUUACAAACUGUUGUGUAAGCUCAUGUCACUUGGCAUCUGUAAAGCGUGCGCUGGUCUAGUCGACAAUCGGGACAAACGGGAUGAUCACAGAUACAAUCGGACGUUGAAUGCGAUUGCGUUGUGGAUGAAAAUUAAUCAUAAGAAGAUCGCGCACUCCCUGGCAAAGCAGGUCUACAAAGAAUACUCCUUUACAUCUCCAGCAGGAGGCGAUCUGUACAAACUCGCGCUCGUCAGUCCUCGUCUUUGCGCAAUGCUCAUUUCUUGCUUUGGCGAAAUCUAUCGCGAUUCUCUUCCUCCCCCUCUCUUGCUCGAUAUUAUUGCGACUUGGUUAGAUAACGAGCCCCUUUCUUUGUUCUAUCCGCUCUACCAGAACUCGAAUAUAUGGCUGGGUUUUCUAAAACCAGAGCACUACACGGAUGCAAACAAAUUUAUUCCAAUGGCUGGAUUGAAAGAUUUAAUUGCUUGGAGCAUACGCUUGGCGCUAGAAAACAACGAAAAAGAUCCGUGGCGUUAUCAUCUGGUUCUUAUCCGUAGUAUUUCGACCCUGACGAAAGUUCAAAGCAAAAUGACGCAGAGAAAGAAUGAACUUCGUCUAUGGCCACGUGAGUCGAUCCGCGCGCUCGUAGGAGAGCUCAUGCAAGUUUCCAAAAAGAUGGAUGAUCAGUUGACCAACGAUGGGUCGGCCAAGGCAGAUACUGUCAUGGAAACUGUGAUAGAUAGAUUCGCGCAAAUAGCUCAUGCUAUGAAAUGCCAAGGCGCCAUGAAAGACUGCUCUCCUGCCCAAUUCAAUUCGCUUGUCUGUGUACUGCCAAGGACAAAAAUGCUAGACAUUGCUUCUGGCACCAAAUAA